AUGUCAAUUCAAAGAGAUGUUGAAAUUCAUGUGGAUUAUGAAGAUCAAGCGUCAAUAAAUAAAUUUGCCUUAAAUAAUAGUAAAUUAAACGAAUUAAAAGAUGAAUUAGAAUUAAAACGUAAAGAAUUAACAAAUAUUCAGGAUUCAUUAGAAGCUCUUGAAGAAUUAUCAAUAUUAUGUGAUAUUAAAGAUGCACCGUUCUUAGUAGGAGAAACAUUUUUAAUUGAAUCAACAGAGGAUAUUCAACAAUCAUUGAAUACAAGAAAAGAAAAAAUUGAAUUAGAAAUUGAAAAUAUUCAAAAACGAUAUCAAACAAUAAAAAGUUUACUAAGUGAUUUGAAAGUGAAGUUAUAUGGAAAAUUUGGAAAAAGUAUCAAUUUAGAAAAUGAUGAUGAAUGA
Molecule: messenger RNA, 399 nt
Organism: Didymodactylos carnosus
Lineage: Eukaryota; Metazoa; Rotifera; Eurotatoria; Philodinida; Philodinidae
Source: the annotation of a GenBank genome assembly